Molecule: messenger RNA, 165 nt
Organism: Suillus bovinus
Lineage: Eukaryota; Fungi; Basidiomycota; Agaricomycetes; Boletales; Suillaceae
Exons: 1
Source: RefSeq, a predicted model, not a curated record
ACGUACAAGACAGAAUUGAAAGACUGGCGCAUGGGCCAGGCCAUUACCAAGCAGCAAAUUGCUGGAACGAUUCCAGACUCCCUGUUCAUACAGAUCAAAGGUCUUGCAACUGUGAAGGAAAUUUUCACGCAUCUCUCAAGCCUAUUUGAACAAUGUUCACACAUG